Molecule: messenger RNA, 4843 nt
Organism: Austrofundulus limnaeus
Lineage: Eukaryota; Metazoa; Chordata; Actinopteri; Cyprinodontiformes; Rivulidae
Product: regulating synaptic membrane exocytosis protein 1
Biological process (GO): positive regulation of synaptic transmission; regulation of membrane potential; calcium ion-regulated exocytosis of neurotransmitter
Cellular component (GO): cytoskeleton of presynaptic active zone; presynaptic membrane
Molecular function (GO): small GTPase binding; transmembrane transporter binding
Source: RefSeq, a predicted model, not a curated record
AGAGGAGAAGCCAAUCCAGGCCAGAACAGUGAACCUGGUUGGACAGAAGAAACCUCCACCGCAAAACGACGUCCGAGGAAUCCAGCAGCAGUUGACCAGCUACAGAGAGACGGUGAUCCGGCAGGCCACGGCAGCUGCGGGCUCGGCCAUCCAUCGGGACGAUGCGCCCACCUGUGGAAUCUGCCACAAGACCAAGUUUGCAGACGGCUGUGGGAGCCUGUGUUCGUACUGCCAGACCAAGUUCUGCGCUCGCUGUGGGGGGAGGGUGUCCCUGAGGUCCAACACGGAGGACAAAGUGGUGAUUUGGGUGUGCAAUAAUUGCCGGAAGCAGCAGGAGAUUCUGACCAAACCAGGCGACUGGUUUGGGAAGCCUUCUGGACUUGGUUCUGCUGUCAGCGAACCAUCCGUGUGCCAAGUGUCCGGGGAUAAGAAGCUGAGAUCUCGCUCCCAAGCACCCACAGGCUCUGCUGGUACGAUCCAAGACCCUGGGCGACCAGGGGCCACAGCUGGAACAGAUGCUCGCUCACUUAGUGAGCCACCACGAGACGCGAGGAAUGUACGGGGAGGUGGCGGAGCAGGUCGAGGGGAGCGGCGGCCGGGUCAGUCGAGGCUGCAGACUCAAGUCUCCAUGGAUCGGGACCUGCGGGGGGAGCGCAGGGAAAGCCGUCAGCUGUCAAAGGUCCGGUCUUUGGAGCAGGAUCCUGUGGGAGGAAGUGGAGGUAUGAAACGAACAGAAGAGGGGGGUUACCAUCAUGUGGACAACAGUGGGGCCCCCCCUCGACAAGCAGGGUCAUUAGCCCCUGCUGGCAGUGGCCCUUCUGUGCACACUCAGGGUCGGGGGACAGGUGCACAGGAGGUCAGGGACACUGCUCGACCUGGACAGAGGACGGUGGGUGGGGUUGGUGGACCACGUGAAAGUGUUGUCUCACAGCAGGCCCCGCCCCCUGAAGUCAGAGAGCCUCCCGGUUCAGGGCCCGGCUCAGCUGCCGGUCAGGGGCCCGGAGUCAAACGGACCAAGCGGGACAAGGCUGAGAGCAUGCUGAGGAAUGAUUCGCUGAGUUCCGACCAAUCCGAAUCUCUGCGGCCGCCUCCGCCACGACCCUACAAGUCGAAACGAGGGCCGGGUGCCGGAGGGAAGAGGCAAACCAGCGUGAGCAGCUCAGAAGAGGAGGGGGGCACCACACCUGAGUACAGCAGCUGUGAGGAUGCUGAGAUCGAAAGUGUCAGCGAGAGAGGAGAUUGGGAGUGUCACCCACACGACCCCACUGGAUGGCACCAUCCUGUAACCUGGCAGCCAUCCAAGGAGGGAGACCAUCUGAUUGGGCGUAUUACCCUCAGUAAGAGGAGUGCCACCAUGCCCAAAGAGGCCGGAGCUCUGCUAGGUUUGAAGGUGGUGGGAGGAAGAAUAACAGAGUCAGGCAGAUUAGGUGCCUUCAUCACCAAAGUCAAGAAAGGAAGUUUGGCCGAUGUGGUGGGACACCUCAGAGCAGGGGACGAGGUUUUGCAGUGGAAUGGGAAGUUGUUACCAGGAGCGACGAUGAAGGAAGUUUAUAACAUCAUCCUGGAGUCUCAGUCCGAGCCUCAGGUGGAGCUGGUGGUGUCCAGGCCUAUUGGUGAUAUCCCAAGAAUCCCCGAUACGUCCCACCCUCCAUUAGAAUCUACAGGUUCCAGUUCUUUUGAGUCCCAGAAGAUGGAGAGACCAUCCUUAAAUGUCCUAUCUCCCUCCAGUCCUGGGAUGCUCCGAGACGCUCCACAGCUGAUGCCGGGCCGACUCUUGGUAAAGCUGUGGUAUGACAAAGUGGGUCAUCAGUUAAUUGUCAACGUGCUGCAGGCGGUGGAGCUUCCUCUUAGGCCUGAUGGGCGUCCCAGGAGUCCUUACGUCAAAAUGUACUUCCUCCCAGAUCGCAGUGAUAAAAGCAAACGAAGGACAAAAACAAUGAAGAAGACCUGCGAGCCAAAGUGGAACCAGGCGUUCGUCUAUUCUCAUGUUCAUCGAAGGGAUUUUCGGAACCACAUGCUGGAGCUGACAGUGUGGGACCAACCCAGGUCCCCAGAGGAGGACAGCAUCUUUAUGGGAGAGAUCUUGAUAGAGCUGGAGACGGCCUUACUCGACGACAAGCCCCACUGGUAUCCCCUUCAGACCCAUGAUGUCUCAUCCAUCCCACUGCCUCGACCUUCCCCCUACCUGCCCAGACGGCACACGGACACAAAUGGCAAGAAGCUGCAGCGUUCUCAGCGUGUAACAGAGCCUGAGUUUGAUGAGGGUACAGCAGUAGUAUCUAAAGCAGACAGCUGCGGCAGGGAGAGGCAACGGGAGCCCACGACCACCCUUGAGGUACCCGAUCAGCAGCGGACACCCUCCCAUCACAUCCGUUCCCGCUCCGUGUCCCCGCACCGUGAGGAGCAGGGCCGCAAUCGAUCCCGAGCACCUAACGUUCCCGCCCAGAGUGAGGUCAUCAUGCUCCACCAAUCAAUGCGAGGCAAAAGUGCUGAGUGUCUACACACCAGUGAUCUGCAGCCCUCUCUGGACAGGGUUAGGAGUGCUAGCACCAACUGUCUGACUCCAGACAAUCAUGCCCCCUCACCAGAGACUGAAAGAAAGCCUUUGUCCCAUUCCCUGCCUCGACGACGUCCGGCAAGUCCCCGGAUUCUAAUCCAACAUGCUUCCCCUGAAGAUGACAGGCAGCCUCGGAUUCUGGAAAGCCCAGAGUGUCAGACUCUUGUCAGGAAGCGGUCUGACAGCGGCAGGGGCCUCCUGCAAGGCGGUGUGGCGGCGUCUUCGGCGGCACGCAGAGUGAGGCAGCUCCCCCAGCUUCCCCCCCAGACCAGUACUGUAGAACAAGCCCUGGUAGCAGAGGAGCGUGUUCGUCAGCUCCAGAUGAGGGUUCAUUCUAACCGGAUGUCAGCUGCCCCCACCUCCAGCCAACAAGACCUGGACCAAGCCCUCAAGAACAAACGAGAGCUCUAUAAGGACCAGAGGAGGAAUAGUGAAAAUAUAUCCCAUAAGUCCUCAGACAGUGAUGUCAGUGAUGUGUCAGCCAUCUCUCGUACCAGCAGUGCCUCUCGCAUCAGUAGCACCAGCUACAUGUCCAUCCAGUCAGAGAGACCCCGGGGACGCUUCAGCCGAGCGAUGCGUGCAUCGGGCCGCCACAUGAUGAAGAGCACCAGCGUGAGCGGGGAGAUCUACGGCAUGGAGCACGCCGACGGCAGCCAGUCGGACACGGCACUCGGGAGUCUGGGGAGCGGGAUCAAGAAGCGGCGCUCCAGCCUGAGCCAACGUGUCGUUGCCAUCCUGCCGUCAAGACGGAGCCGGAGUACCUCACAGCUCAGCCAGACAGAAGCGGCGGGUAAGGCGGCGGACAGACAGAAAGAGACGUCGACGGGAAAGAAGGUCAGUAAAGCCGGCAGCAGCAGUAUCCAGAGGAGCGUGGAGACGGGUAUGGCUGUGGAGUACCCACGAGGAGGAUCGGCCAUGAACCGGCAGGCCAGCAGGGAGUCCACUGAUGGCAGCAUGAACAGCUACAGCUCUGAGGGGAAUUUGAUCUUCUCAGGGAUGCGUUUGGGGGCCGACAGUCAGUUCAGUGACUUCCUGGAUGGACUGGGUCCUGGUCAGCUGGUUGGUCGGCAAACACUGGCCACACCUGCCAUGGGUGAUGUUCAGAUCGGUUUGAUGGAUAAGAAGGGACAGCUGGAGGUGGAAGUGAUCAGGGCCCGAGGCCUUACCCCCAAACCAGGCUCCAAAUCCCUCCCAGCUCCUUAUGUUAAGGUGUACCUGCUAGAAAACGGAACAUGUAAAGCCAAAAAGAAAACCAAGAUUGCACGUAAGACCCUGGAGCCGCUCUACCAGCAGCACCUGCUCUUUGAGGAGAGUCCCCAGGGCAAAGUUCUUCAGGUGAUAGUCUGGGGUGACUAUGGACGACUGGACCAUAAAUGCUUCAUGGGUGUAGCACAGAUCUUGUUGGAGGAGCUGGAGCUCUCGAGCACAGUGAUUGGCUGGUACAAACUGUUCCCACCAUCCUCACUGGUGGACCCUACAUUAGCUCCACUCACGCGGCUGGCGUCUCAGACGUCACUGGACAGCUCAGGACCGCCGCCUGGCACUCGGUCCUAGUGACCGAAGGGCGAUCACCUACCCCAGUCCCCACCCCCACCCCCGCCCUGAAAUGAUCAGAAAAUGGACCACACUGGACCACAACUGAGCAGAGGGUGCAAACAUGGCCUGAAGAUGACAACAAUAAGCCCCUGAACAACCAAUCAAAAACCAGAUGGCGAGACAGGGAAAGAGGAAUGAAAGAGGGAGAGACAGAAGUAGCCAAUCAGAGCUUAGCUGGAGUCUGACAAUCACGUCUCACACCUUCCACCUUUCUACCUGUCGCGCUGUUUUCUGUUUUCAAACUGGUGCUUUCUCUGUUUUUCUUCUUUGAGCUCCAGCUGCGGAGCGUUCUGUCCGACACGCUUUACAUCUCUCGCAUCCAUCCUUUGAUUUCCUUCCAGCGCAGCCCCUCUCUGAGCACCUGAUCAAAGCAGAGUCCACCCAGUUCCAACCAAUCAGAGCAGAGCCUUUCCCCGGGCCGCAGGAAGAAGCAAACUGCUGGAGCUUCACGACGUUGGAGGCGAGAACCAGGGGGCAAGUAGUUUGACGGAGCUCGGUCAUUUUUUUAGAGAAAAGUCGCGCACAGUUUAAGCCUUUUUAGGUCUUUAAAGUGAAAAGGAAGCACAAGAAAAGCUCCGCCCCAUUCAGAAAGACUUACAGAAGGAUUUCUGGGUGUAAAGCCAGAAAAAGAGGAAGCAGAGGCCAAAUGGAUCAUGAGAUUCUUUUUUUUUUUCCUGUUUUAUUUCAGGU